AAGGGGGCCAAAUACUUUCGCAAGGCACUGUAGCUCUGGUGAGUCAACCCUAUAACCCCCAUAACCCUGUGUUUCAGCUGGAUGUUCUCUACCUCUGUGUGUCUAUAACUAAGAUGGCUGCCAUGUCUCUGAACAGCACUCACCCUGGCACUCCGUCUACUGUGGUCACCAAGGAGCUGGCCAGCCUGUGGCACAUCAUGCCCAAGCAGGAGAGGUGUGUCUACUGUCUGAAGGCUCGUCGCUUCAGCCGCCAGCAGAACCAGACCGUAAGGAGUGAGCUGGUGGAGGGAGAGGGAGACCGGGAGGAAGAGGACUGUGUACCCACCCCCUCCACAUGCUGCUGGCCCAGAGAGACCCUUGUGCUGCAGCCAGAGGAGGCUCAUAGAGAAGCUACCUCCUGACACUGACCCUUCACUGACCAUAUGCAUCUAGCAUUGGAUGUCCAUAUUUAUAUCUGUGUCCAUAUUCAAAUAAACACUGUUUAUUUAAGUCUUACUGUAUGAGUUAAUUAUGGAGUUCGUUGGAGGUUAAAUUAUAUUCACAAACGCAGACACUUAAUUCUGUCUUGCACGCCACAUUUGAACUGUUACUUAUUGUUUUCUACUUCAAGUUGAAAUAUAUUUAUACAAAAUGUUCAAACUUGAUUUUAAAGAUAUAAUUUUUACUUGGGAGUUUUCUAUUUACAUUAAGU
This is a messenger RNA of Oncorhynchus mykiss (rainbow trout), 691 nucleotides long. Lineage: Eukaryota; Metazoa; Chordata; Actinopteri; Salmoniformes; Salmonidae. The record is from RefSeq and is a predicted model, not a curated record.